AUGCAGACUGCCAACCACACGGACGCUUCCGAGCCAAAGGUCGUGGCCAUUGACACUGACCAGGUUCGACGCAUGUCAGUGAACCAUGAUCAUCUCGAGCAUCUGGCUCGCGAUGCCGCCAAUGCCACUCAUGCCGAGCGACAGAUGACCCUAUGGCAAGGUCUCAAGACCUAUCCAUACGCUGUGGGCUGGUCCAUAUUCUUGUCGACAUGCAUCAUUAUGGAAGGAUUCGACAAAGUCCUGAUCAACAGUCUUUUCGCCUACGAGCCUUUCAAAAAGGCCUUUGGUGUCCAGUUGUCCGACGGAACCUACCAGCUUACUGCCGCAUGGCAGACAGCUCUCAGCACUGCUUCCUUGAUCGGCGAGAUCAUGGGUCUCGUGGUCAAUGGCAUUGUGGCAGAGAGAUUCGGAUACAGGAAGUCGAUGAUUGGAACUUUGAUUGCCGUCAUUGCCUUCAUCUUCAUUGUUUUCUUCGCUGAGAACGCCAUCACUCUCGUUAUUGGUCAGAUCCUUUGCGGAAUCCCGUGGGGUGUGUUCCAGACCAUCACUACCACUUACGCUGCCGAAGUCUGUCCCGUUGCCCUCCGCGCCUACUUGACCACCUACAUCAACCUUUGCUGGGUAAUCGGACAGUUGAUCGCCUCUUCGGUUCUCCGUGGAAUGCUCACCCGGAGCGAUAAGUGGGGUUACAAGAUUCCGUUUGCCCUGCAGUGGAUCUGGCCCAUCCCAAUCAUCAUCGGCCUAUGCUUCGCUCCUGAGUCUCCAUGGUGGCUCAUCCGCAGAGACCGCCGCGAUGAUGCUAGGAAGGCACUCAUUCGUCUUACUUCGUCCGACAAGGACCCCAAUUUCAACGCAGACGAGACGGUUGCCAUGAUGGAGCUUACCAAUGAGCUCGAGAAGGCCAACUCAGUGGGCACCUCCUACAAGGACUGCUUUAGAAAGACGGAUCUGAGGCGCACUGAAGUGGUUGCCUGCACCUGGGCCAUUCAGACGCUCUGCGGCGCCAGCAGCUUCAUGGGCUUCUCCACCUACUUCUACCAACAGGCCGGCAUGAGCACCGACAACAGCUUUACCAUGUCCAUGGGCCAAUACGCUCUUGGUGCCGUUGGCACCAUCUUCUCGUGGGCAUUGAUGGGCUGGUGUGGGCGCCGCACCUUGUACUUCAGCGGCCAGAUCGGCAUGUUCAUCAUGCUCACCAUCAUCGGCUGCCUUGGUAUCAUCUCCCGCAGCAAUACUGGCGCGCAAUGGGCCAUUGGCAGCUGCCUCUUGGUGUAUACCUUCAUCUACGACGCCACCGUGGGUCCCGUUUGCUACUCGCUCGUCGCUGAGUUGAGCUCCAACCGCCUCCGCGCGAAGACGGUUGUGCUUGCCCGCAUCCUCUACAACCUGACCAACCUCAUUACCAACAUUAUCACCCCCCGCAUGCUCAACCCUUCGGCGUGGAACUGGGGCGCCAAGGCGGGCUUCUUCUGGGCGGGAUCGAGCUUGAUCUGCAUCGUCUGGACGUACUUCCGCCUGCCGGAGCCCAAGGGCCGCACGUUCGCUGAGCUGGACGUGCUGUUCGAGAAGAAGGUGCCGGCGCGUAAGUUCAAGACUACCGUCGUGGAUCAGUUUGUGGCUGCCGGUAGGUCUACAAGCAGCUCAUCGAUGGAGAAGGAGACGCUAAAGGUGCAGGUCGAGAGGGUUGAUCACGAGUGA
Lasiodiplodia theobromae is the source of this 1698-nucleotide messenger RNA. RefSeq names its product MFS transporter. The record is from RefSeq and is a predicted model, not a curated record. Gene Ontology annotation, molecular function: carbohydrate:proton symporter activity. The transcript is spliced from 3 exons. Bases 1 to 1698 code for a protein of 565 amino acids. Gene Ontology annotation, biological process: carbohydrate transport; transmembrane transport. Lineage: Eukaryota; Fungi; Ascomycota; Dothideomycetes; Botryosphaeriales; Botryosphaeriaceae. Gene Ontology annotation, cellular component: membrane.